Messenger RNA from Aspergillus pseudotamarii, 703 nucleotides. RefSeq lists its product as uncharacterized. The transcript has a single exon. NCBI's taxonomy places the organism in Eukaryota, Fungi, Ascomycota, Eurotiomycetes, Eurotiales, Aspergillaceae. Bases 169 to 399 code for a protein of 76 amino acids. The record is from RefSeq and is a predicted model, not a curated record.
UUGAACAGAGAUGAGUAAGCCGAUCAUUUUUUCUUAUCUUAUCUGAUUGAUCAUCGGUUAUGGGAUGUGGUUUGGAUGAUGUCAUUCUUGUUUGGGUGAGUUUGGUCAGUCUCUUGUGUUUCUUUGUACUCCGUUUGAGUCUAGGUCGCGGUCUCCCGGAAUUAAGAUAUGCUUAGUGUGAUAAAAGGCUAUGAGGGUUUCGUUCAUGAAUUUUGUGUUACUAGUCUAUGUCCCGGAGGUCGAGGUGGUUACUUUCGCUACGGUUGUUCUCCUUCUUCUAUUCUUCUUCAUAUCUUCAUGUAUUCAUUUUCUUCGCCUAUCGGAUGUGUACUAAUCGAAAGUAUACAUUUGAUGGACAUCAUGACUAUAUGCCAUAGAGAUAACAAGCGGAUGCAGUAACCAAGUAUACAAGCGCAACCAACGAACUCCUAGACAGUGGACACAUUCAUCAAAGCAAAGAAAAAGCAAAUUGACUCUGCGAUCAGAUCAAAAACCCAUUUGAAUUUUGAAUCGCAUUCUUGUACAAAAGUACCAUCCCAAAGCCAAGCCUCGCAGACAUAAACUUGGGUUACGGCCUCAGCCUUCAUGAUAAAAUACAAUGGCCCGUGCAGUACAUUCAAUACGGUAAUAGAACCCCGAUAUUCCUUCCGCCUUCAUCGCCGCCAUCAAUCAUUUACUUACUCCCAUCAACCUCCAACCUCCC